Messenger RNA from Colletotrichum destructivum, 3513 nucleotides. RefSeq names its product sin1-like protein. NCBI's taxonomy places the organism in Eukaryota, Fungi, Ascomycota, Sordariomycetes, Glomerellales, Glomerellaceae. Gene Ontology annotation, cellular component: plasma membrane; TORC2 complex; cytoplasm. Gene Ontology annotation, biological process: TORC2 signaling. The transcript has 3 exons. The record is from RefSeq and is a predicted model, not a curated record. Gene Ontology annotation, molecular function: phosphatidylinositol-4,5-bisphosphate binding. The coding region runs from base 213 to 2618 and encodes 801 amino acids.
GCUGAAGCAGGUGCGACUGCAUCUUGCUACCUCUCGGCGACUUCCUAUUCUACCCCUUCACUCUAUAUUCCUUUGCAAUUCUGUGAGCUGCGCUUGCAAUUAUGUUCUUUCUCGGAUCUUGGGCGUGGCUUUCAUUGUUCUGAUACCCUUUGGGAUGGUGUGCGAUCAAACGUUCCUUUCGAACCUGAUGACCUGCAGUACCCCCGCCCGCCAUGUCGGUCAUCUACAAUGAAGAGCUGGUUGCAUACCAGUUGCGCUGCGGCUAUCUCACAGAAAUCGCCGAUGGAGUGGGUGAGCGACUGCUUACCCUUAAUGAGGGGUUCAUGAACUCGUCGGCCUUCAAGGCGGUCGCUUGGCAGGCGAACCCAGACCUUGUCAAACGAUGCUACUCUCCUCCCAUCCCGACCGCGAUCGCCUCCGAAUAUUUCCAAGCCCCAAGACAAGCUGGAGUAACCCUCGAAGACGAACCGGAUGAGGCGGGAAUGCUGACUGGGGGGGGCACCGACACCCUCGGCCCGGGCCUGGCUACAAGAAGAAGACGACGUCGCGAAACGCUCGAGGACGAUGAUAGUAGUGAUCUCAGCGACGAGAGCGACGACGACGAUGCGGGCCAGCGAGCGGCUCAGCAGAUCAAGUUUGCCAAGAUGCCCGUUCGAUCGAGGGCCGGGUCCAGCCCCAUUCAGUCGUCUCACAUCAAGCAGUCUCCGGCCAUGUCUCCUAGGGCCACCCACAGCGCCCGCCGAGGCUCACAGUCCGCGCUGGAGAUUGUCAAGGAGAGGGCGCGGCGAGACACGGUCACUAGCAGCGAGGUAUCGUCCGAGAACGAGUUCGACGCCUCCGGGUUCCACAAGCAGAGAGAGGCUGCGAGAGCCGCGGCCAAGUCUGUCAGGCUCCAGGCUAAGAUCAUGGAGGAGCCAGGUCUCGGGAUCAAGCGGGCAGGCACUGACCUGCUGCCCGAAGAGGAGGAUGAUUCCGACGGGUCGGACAUGUCCGGUGCCUACGUUGAGAGCAUCGACUCGGCCUCGAUCCUGGACGCUGUCGAGAACCCUGAACCACCCCCUCACAAACAAGUUGUCGGAACGCCCCCUCGAGAGUUUACGAGGACUUCUACCGUCCGCAAGUCACAAGCUCCGCCCCGCAUCCUGCAGGCACUACCGCCGCCUCGUCCGAUGAGCACCAUUCGGCCCAUGAGCAUGAUCCAACCCAAGAGCUUGCUCUCCGCCGCGCUCAAGGCGAGAAAGACGAAGCCCAAGGUGCCGUUUGAAGGCUUCGCGGCCCUCUCUGGCCAGGGCGAGAACAAUCCCAUCGCCGUUCGGAUCUACCCCGCGUUUUCCGAUAACCCCGCGAAACCGUUCGAAGUUCCCAUUCGGCGCAUGGUACACCAUGGCGAGGGCGGCGACAGACCCGUGACGGUGGCGGACCUUAUUGGUCUUGCUCUCUGGAGGUAUAUCGAGGAGAAACGCCAGCCGCCCAUACCUGCCGACAAAUCCAACAUCAACUGGUUUACUCUUAGGAUGGUCGAGGAGGAUGGCGAGGUCGACGAUGACUUCCCGCCAUUUGAGCGCAACAAGGCGCUGACGUCAUUCACCACGGCCAACAACCGAGCUGCCGGAAGAAUGCGUGCCAACUCCAAGACGUACGACAACUUCGGCCUGGUUCAGGCAACUCAAUCCGAGUUCAACGAGAACCAAAGCAUCACGCCGCAGGAGGAAGAGGAAGCGGCUGAAGAAGCCGACGAGGACUUGACGCCGCGCAACACGCCGCAGCCGAAUCUGAACUCGUUUCUACCUGUCGCCACAGAGCCUCGUCCGAACCCCGUCACCAAUACUACAUAUCGUCAACAGCAUAGUAUGUUCGCUGACGCACCUCAGGCGCCGGCGGCGGCGCCUAAUACGAGCCGGGGUCAACAGAAGCUCCUGCGCGUGCAUCUUCACUCGACCGACGUGGCCCCCGGCCAGUUGGUCACGCUAGACACCACAACGGAAACGUACAUGGCCGAAGUCCUGGAUAUGGUAUGCCGCAAGAGACAACUGGACAAGGCCAACCACGUUCUCAAGAUGCCCGGCGGCGGUCCCGUGAUCCUGCUUGAUACCAAGGUCGCGGCAAUCGGUAGCUUGGCCGAUCUAGAGUUGCACCGGCGCCGCUUCGCUACAGACGGUCCACUCGCCAUGACUGGAUCGCCGAGCAGUGCUUCGCCAAAGCUUCUCCCAUUUGUAGACGGACAGCCGGGACGCAAGUCCAAAAAGCCGCACAUCAUGGGAAGUCACCCGUUGGCUCAGGAGGCCAUCAAGCAGGCGGAGCUCACCAGUGCGUAUCACAAGUCGUGGGUGGUAUGGCGCCUGCGCACAGUCCGGAUGAUCACGCAGUCAGAGAAGCGGUUCGAGAUCGAUGGCGAGUAUGUGCACAUCAAACCAACGACGAGGGACUCCAAGACCACGACCGCGCACAUAUCUCAGGUGAUUGGAUGCAAGGUCUCGAGCAAGCAUCCAAACCAAUUCAAGCUCUUCAUAUACAAGGACACGGAGAGUAAGCGCUACGAUUUCGAGGCGAAAUCCGUCGAAGAAGCGCACGAGAUCGUCAACGAACUCAAGAAGGGGGUUGCUCAGGUUAUGAGCUGAGCACCCCCGAACGCCAUUGCAUACAACUCAACGACGAUGGGGCCCGCCCGGGACAUCAUGAAUGAGCUGUGCUGUGCCCGCGCCACACACACAGGCGAGAGACAGACCAGGGGUUUACGCCACGUACAUUUUCACCGCCACACAGAAGGAGCGCAGGGCUCUCAAUUCAUUGGCGACGUUCCAUUCGGAGGGCAAGCGAGGGAUGCGAUACGGUUCAAUGGACGAAGGAUUCUGGGAGCGGGCUGAACGGCGAUCCACUCGAGUUGCUGACCAGUUUCGAUUUUGGUUGGACGGGGUAGAAAGCGCUUCCGCGUGCCUUGUACUGGAGAUUACGCGUCACCGCCAAAGGAGGAGGGGUCCCUUGCUGCUUAUUUUAGCAGAAACCCGGUGGCUGCUACGCCUCCAUGACGGAAGGGGAGUCAAGAAUUAUGUAAUGUAUAGGCACCCAGCGCAAGGAGUGGGAAGUACAAACAGGACUGGUGUCCAUACAGCGAACAGUAAAACAGACUGGGGGGGUGGAAUUGCAAUGAUGUGGGGUACAUGUCCAAUUAAGGUUCGCAUCCUGGCUCCUGCGUCAUGCAGAUCAAUGCGAUUGGAGCCGCGGGCCGGGAUGCUUGGCGCCGCGGUCGCGCUCCUCGCGUCCUUCUGCUCUGACUCGGGCUCGGCAAGGCUAGGCACAUUUCGGCUGAGGUGGUCUGGAUGCCUUGGUGAAGAAUCGGGAAUGGAGAGGGAUGAUGGCAUGAUGGAUAGAUGAGAGGAGGCAAUGAAGGGAUUGUCGGUACAUGGGCUGACACAAUUCCAGCCAAGCCUUCUCUCCCCCCCUUUUCUGUCGAGACCUCAUAGCAUCCAGUCCACUUGCGAACAUGUAUCCGUAGCUUACCUAGGUCAAGUUGAC